AUGAAUAAUGUAAGAGUUGAACUUUCUGAUCCGGAAAAGAAAAUGGGAUAUAUUUAUAGCCGACUUGUUGAUUUUGGUCAAUUUAUGGAAACCCGUAAUUAUAUUGGGUUUUUAAGUCAAUAUGGCAUUGAAAUAGAUAGAAAUUUAAUUAAUCGUGGAAAUUUCCCCCGUCAAACAUCUUUACAUUCUAAAAGGUUUUUUUAG
Messenger RNA from Meloidogyne enterolobii, 204 nucleotides. Lineage: Eukaryota; Metazoa; Nematoda; Chromadorea; Rhabditida; Meloidogynidae. The record is from the annotation of a GenBank genome assembly.